Molecule: messenger RNA, 1532 nt
Organism: Fundulus heteroclitus (mummichog)
Lineage: Eukaryota; Metazoa; Chordata; Actinopteri; Cyprinodontiformes; Fundulidae
Product: regulatory factor X-associated protein
Exons: 3
Coding region: 221-871 (216 amino acids)
Biological process (GO): regulation of transcription by RNA polymerase II
Cellular component (GO): nucleus
Source: RefSeq, a predicted model, not a curated record
UAAGACGUGAAAAUCGAGCAGAGAAGAAGAAUUCUGUGGAAGAAGUGGAGCUUAUUUGCUGGCGCUGAUGUUGUAAAUGUGUUACAGAAAGGCAACACGCGUUUCAAAACAAGAAAGCGCACUAGUAACGUGUAAGUACGCGAUCCGUAUGUGAAGGAGUAUCAAAGUGCGGUCCUAGUAGAGAACACCUGCGAUUCGCGUCGCGUUCACUGCGAUAAUCAUGGGCGACAAGGAGACUUGCUCUUCAUCCGCCGCAAAUAAAGACAAGGACUCCACGCUUCUGCUCACCAAAGACGGACAGAGGUACUUCGUCAGUAAAAGCGGAGCCGUGGACAGCAGAAACGUGACGACGCCGCACGAGUCGGAGAACAACGCGUCCUCUUUCAGCGUGGACGACCCGGACGAGGAGAGCGACGUCCUGGACGCUUCCGACCCCCGAGACGGCGCCGCCAGCCCGGAGGAGCUCAACGAAGAGGAGACCUCGGAGGGCGACAACGCCCCCAAGCAGUGCACCUACGAAGGCUGCACCGAGACCACCACGCAGGUGGCCAAGCAGAGGAAGCCGUGGAUGUGCAAAAAGCACCGCAACAAGAUGUAUAAGGAUAAAUAUAAGAAGAAGAAGAGCGACCAGGCCAUGUCCAGCGGGAAGCUCGAUGAAGCCAACGAGGAGCGGCCGGUGUCCGUGAACAAACAGCGCCUGGGGGCCAUGGGGGACCGUCCGGCCAGACCCUCCCUUAUAGAGCAGGUCCUCAACCAGAAAAGACUGUCUCUGCUCAGGAGUCCAGAGGUGAUCCGGUUCCUCCAGCAGCAGCAGCAGCUCCUGGCCGCACAAAGCCGCAGCCAAUCACAGCAGCACUUCCAGGGUUGUUGACGCCGAACAGUGUGCAUCCGACAGUUUUUAUGCGAUGCAUCACAAGGACUGUGGGGGGGGGGGGGUGCAAAUAGCUAACUCUACUUGGUGCGUAAUUAGAUAAACCUGCACACUGCACCAAAUCUGACCUUGAACUGUUACAGAGAAUAAUUUCUUAAAGUGCAAGGAAAUGUUUCUCUCCAUUUCCUUUACGUUUUAGUUUAAUUAUAAGGGUGCUUUUUUUUUUUUAGGACCCGAAACUGUAACUUGCAGCACUAUGUUAUGUAUUUAUGUAGCAUUUUCUGGUCACUUAUUUAUUCUGUAUGUUCAUUCUGUCUCUGAUUUCUGGUAUUUCUGUAUCAAUUAAUGUGAACAUAAAACCUGAUGUAAUUCAGCUAAAUUAUAGUAGCAGCACAUGCACAGUUCAAUGUUUUUCUUUGUGACAAUCAUAUUUUCACCUGACAAAAAGCUUCACGUUUUACCUUUUGGAUUUAUUGUUUCCAUCUUAAAAGUUCAGUCCAAGCUAAAUCACAUAUAUAUGUAAAUAAGUGAACACAAGACGAAACGUAUGAUUUGAAAAUGUAAGUUAUUGUGUGACGUCUGUGUUGUACAGUGUAUCUCCUGCUGAGUGUAUAAAAAUAAAAAAAACACGAUUACUGCUAGUGAUCGGCUACAGAAUGAA